Molecule: messenger RNA, 1746 nt
Organism: Lachancea dasiensis
Lineage: Eukaryota; Fungi; Ascomycota; Saccharomycetes; Saccharomycetales; Saccharomycetaceae
Source: the annotation of a GenBank genome assembly
AUGUCUGCCAUUUCAGAUAGUGACAAUGAGGCCGAAGUCGUCUCUAGAAACUUAUGCGGGGUUGUUGAUAUGGGAUCCAAUGGGAUUCGUUUUAGCAUUUCAUCAAAAGCUUCUCACCAUGCUAGAAUUAUGCCCUGCGUUUUCAAAGAUAGAGUCGGUAUCUCUCUGUUUGAGGUUCAGUAUGCAGCCAACUCUCUGCAAAAAGCGCCCAUUCCUGAUGAUACCAUCAAAGAGGUGAGUGCUGCCAUGAAAAGGUUCAAACUCAUCUGCGAUGAUUUCGGUGUGCCGGAGACAGCUGUUCGGGUAGUGGCUACUGAGGCAACUCGAGAAGCCAUCAACUCAGAACAAUUCAUCAAUGCCGUUUUUGAAUCGACUGAGUGGGACGUUGAGCUAUUGCCCAAGGAAGAAGAAGGCAAAAUAGGUGCAUAUGGCGUUAUCUCUUCUUUCAAUUCCGUCUCGGGGUUGUACAUGGAUCUGGGGGGUGGCAGUACACAAAUUUCUUGGAUACGGUGCGUUGACGGAGAAAUUAAGAUGUCAAACAAUCCCGUGUCACUUCCUUACGGUGCCGGCGCGCUUUCAAGAAGAAUGAAGCUGGAAGACAAAAAGGAAUUGUUUGCCGAAAUAAAAGAAGCAUACAGAGAUGGAAUUACUAAGAUAGGCAUUCCGGAGGAAAUGCUAGAAGAGGCUCACCAAAAUGGUGGAUUUGACCUCUUUACUUGUGGGGGCGGACUAAGAGGGAUGGGACACUUGCUAUUAUCCCAGAGUAAGGAUUAUCCUAUACAAACAAUUAUCAAUGGCUUCUCUUGCUCAUUUGAAGAAUUCUCGAGUAUGGCUGAUUAUCUUUUAAUGAAGGGCAGAGUGCCUAAAUCCAAAAAGAUCUUCAAAGUUUCAGAACGUAGGGCCUCGCAGCUUCCGGCGGUUGGACUCUUGAUGAGUGCUGCUUUUGAAUCUUUGCCGGAUAUUAAAACUGUCCAUUUUAGUGAAGGUGGUGUAAGAGAGGGCACAUUGUAUUCAAUUUUACCUCGAGAGGCAAGAGCUGAGGAUCCUUUGCUUGUUGCAACAAGACCAUACGCUCCCUUGCUAGCACCAAAAUACCUAGAGCUUUUGAGAGCUGCACUGCCAAAAAAUGACGUGCCCAAGAUCGUGUACUCUAGGAUUGCGCCGGCUCUUUGUAAUUUGGCCUUCGUGCACGCAUCAUAUCCUAAAGAACUGCAACCCACAGCCGCUCUGCAUGUCGCUACCACAGGCAUUUUGGCAGGAUGCCAUGGUCUCUCCCAUAGAGCACGCGCACUCAUAGGAAUCGCCUUGUGUAACCGGUGGGGAGGUGAUAUGCCAGAUCAGGAAUUAGAGCACAAGAAGUUGCUUGAGGACGUCGUGCUUCGGGAUGGAGACAAGGUUGAACGAGAACGCAUCGUCUGGUGGACCCAGUAUAUCGGCACGAUCAUGUUUGUCAUUUGUGGUGUUCAUCCAGGUGGGAAUAUUAGAGAUGGUCUAUUCAACUUCAACAUUGAGCAGAAGGAAAACGUCGAAAAAGACUUGCAUAAUUUCAGCGUCGAUGACAAGCCUAUCGCAGGUAGCUCCAAACGCCGAGAAUUUGAGGUUUUCGUCCGUAUAAGCAAAGAUGAUCUGAAAACCAGUGCCUCAGUCAGGACCAGAAUCAUCACUCUUCAAAAGAAGAUUCGCAAAUUAUCUCGGGGAAGCUCCGAAAAAGUCAAGAUUGGUGUACAAUUUUAUGAGGACACCUAA